This is a messenger RNA of Penaeus indicus, 1743 nucleotides long. Its product is annotated as probable maltase. The transcript is spliced from 11 exons. The record is from RefSeq and is a predicted model, not a curated record. The coding region runs from base 46 to 1728 and encodes 560 amino acids. Lineage: Eukaryota; Metazoa; Arthropoda; Malacostraca; Decapoda; Penaeidae. Gene Ontology annotation, biological process: carbohydrate metabolic process.
UCAGUCGCUCUGAAGCCACCGAGGGGAGAGGUUUGCGCGAGUGCCAUGGCGAUGUCAUUGAAACGCCCGCAGCUGGAGGAAAAUGCCACUGCUGAGAAAAGGCACAGAAUCAAGAGGAAAAAAGCCCCGUGGUGGCACAGUGACAUCAUUUACCAAGUGUAUCCUCGUUCGUUUUGUGACAGCAGUGGAGAUGGCACUGGGGACUUGAAAGGCAUCGCGAGCAAGGCGGACUACCUGAAGGAGCUGGGCGUCGGGACGGUGUGGCUGAGUCCGAUCUUCUCGUCGCCGAUGGCUGACUUCGGCUACGACGUCGCCAACUUCACCGCCAUCGAGCCGCUCUUCGGGACCAUGGACGACUUCGACGCGCUCAGGGCGGCGCUGCACGACAGAGGCCUGCGGCUGGUGCUGGACUUCGUGCCGAACCACAGCAGCGACGAGCACGAGUGGUUCGUCAAGUCCAGGCGGAAGGAGGAGCCGUACACGGACUACUACAUCUGGGCGGACCCGAAGGGCUUCGACGAGGAGGGCCAGCCCAUCCCGCCCAACAACUGGCUGAGCGUGUUCCGGGGGCCGGCGUGGACGUGGGCGGAGGAGCGGCAGCAGUUCUACUUCCACCAGUUCCUGGCCAAACAGCCCGACCUGAACUUCCGGAACCAGCGAGUGCGGGACGAGAUGAAGAACAUACUCAAAUUCUGGUUGGACAAAGGCAUUGACGGUUUCCGAAUAGAUGCCAUAAAACACCUGUUCGAAGUGGCAGACUUGAGCCAAGACGAACCCGUCGCGAAGAAUUCAGGCGUGGAGGACCCCCUGGACUACGGCCACCUCAGUCACCCGUUCACAGUCAACCAGCCAGAGACCUUCGAAGUGGUCAAGGAGUGGAGGGACAUCAUGGACCAGUAUCCUGAAAAGCUAAUGAUGGUCGAGAUGUGGGACGGAGACAUCGGCGAGGUGAUGAAGUACUACGGCAGCGACAGCGUCCCCCUGGCGGACUUCCCGUUCAACUUCCUGCUGAUCGACAGGUUCCGCAACAGGAGCGACCUGAGCGGCGCCGCCCUCAAGGACGCCCUCGACCUGUGGAUGGACAACAUGCCGGAGGGGAAGUGGCCCAACUGGGUGCUCGGCAACCACGACAACGGGCGCGUGGGGUCCCGCUUCGGCGAGGACCUGGUCGACGCGCUCAACAUGCUGAUUCUUCUGCUGCCGGGGACGCCCGUCACCUACUACGGGGAGGAGAUGGGUAUGGUAGACGCCGCUGUGUCGUGGGAGGAGACGCAGGAUCCCCAAGGGCGACACUACGGGCGUGAAAAGUACUUGGAACACAGCAGAGAUCCAGCGAGGACGCCCAUGCAGUGGGACAGCACAGCCUUUGCUGGUUUUACAAGAGGGAAGAGUACAUGGCUGCCAGUGAAUAAGAACUACAAGACCCUCAACGUCCAGGCUCAGUCACGGGCAGACACGAGCCACUUAAAGAUAUACAAAGAACUUGCUCGAUUAAGAAAGCGGGAGCCCUUUGCAGGAGGACGGACUGCCUAUCCCGUGGUCACCCGAGAAGUAUUUUCGGUUUUGCGAUACCUUGAAGGCUACGAGAGCUACCUGCUGGUGAUCAACACGUCGGAGGAGGAACUGGAGGUCGACCUCCACCAGCACGCCAACAUGGAGCUUCCGCCGGCGGCCGAGGUCGUCCUGCGCUCAGUCACAGAUGCUUCGGAGGCGACCGUCCCGGGGUGAGCGGCCAGAGCGUGG